GCAGGCCUUCAUCUGUAACUGGACUGUUGUGUGUUGUUGCAGAUGUGGGGUGUGACGCAGUUGCUGUGGGGGAGCCGCCCUCUGGGCCCCCUGCUGGCCCAAGUCUCCCGCUCGUUUUCUCUCGGACGCUGCAGUCUAUUCCGGGACCCUGUUCCACAGCCCAAAAACAUUGAUCGCUGGGACCACAAGAGGUCGCUGUUUGGUGUAUAUGAUAACAUCGGAAUUUUGGGUGACUUCAAAGCGCACCCCAAACAGUUGAUCGUCGGCCCCUCCUGGCUGAGAGGCUGGAAGGGGAAUGAGUUGGAGAGGUGCAUUAGGAAGAAGAGGAUGAUUGGAAACAGGAUGUUCUAUAAGGAGAGACAUAACUUGAACAAGAGGAUCAGUUUCCUGUACAGAAGAUUUAACCGCUAUGGAAAACAUCGCUGAGGCCUCCAUGGCCGCCUGGUUUUUCUGCAGGCACCAAAUAAAUUAUUUCAUAUUA
Molecule: messenger RNA, 481 nt
Organism: Pseudophryne corroboree (corroboree frog)
Lineage: Eukaryota; Metazoa; Chordata; Amphibia; Anura; Myobatrachidae
Gene: MRPL51
Product: mitochondrial ribosomal protein L51
Exons: 3
Coding region: 43-426 (127 amino acids)
Biological process (GO): translation
Cellular component (GO): mitochondrial large ribosomal subunit
Molecular function (GO): structural constituent of ribosome
Source: RefSeq, a predicted model, not a curated record